GUGGCGGUAAUACAACAUUUAUUGGAUGCCAACUGCCUCAUCGAAGAAGACGUAUCUCCGCCUACUCAGUCAGCCCGCCUAGUCUAUCAGCCCCCCGCUCUUUAAUGUUAGUUAAUAACCAGCUAGCCUAACAUACAGUUGUUGUGGCUAACAAAGCUAAUAAAAAUUGCUAGCGUGUACUGUAUAUAGUUAGCUAUCUCAGGGCUUGGCUUUAAUACCGGCGAAGGCAUAAUAAGAUAAUUACUGUUGUGUAUUCCUGUUACGAUAAAAUGGCGGAAAAGCCAGAGGCUGGAGACAGCGACGACGAGGUUGAAGAUGUUUACGAAGUGGAGAGGAUUAUUGACAUGCGAACGGAGGAGGGGGAGGUCCUGUACCGCGUUCGCUGGAAGAACUACUCAUCUGACGAUGACACCUGGGAGCCUGAGGCCCACCUGGAGGAUUGCAGGGAGGUGCUACUGGGCUACAAGAGGGCUCUGGCAGAGGCUAAGGUCAAGAAAGACCAAGAUGCUAAGAAGGGCAUGAAGUUGCCCAUGAAGAGUGACGUGUUCGAUGCCGACUCUGACAGUGAUAAAGACAAGCCCACAGACCUGCCUGUCAAGAAAAAGAAAAAGAAGAAGCCCCAAGAAGAAGAGGCACUUCCCUCGAAGGAGAAGAGGAAAAAGAAGAAAGACAAGCGCAAGGAGGACUUCAGGCCUCGUCCGGCACCAGAGUCUGAUGAAGAGGAGCUUUCCCCUCCCCCGACACCGGGCCGCAAUACCAAGAUGUCAGACUCCAAGAAGAGAUUUGUUGAAUCUGAUGAGGAAGAAGCCCCCGUGCCCUCCAAGAAGCACAGGAAGGACAAGUCCAAGGAAGGAGAAAAGCAUAGGAAAAAAGAUAACAUGGAGGAAGGGAAGAGGAAAAAAACUAAGAAGGAUCAAAGGGGUGAUCUGGAGUCCACUGAAGAUGAGGCCACCGCCCCCCUGGAAGAGGAGCUUAGCGAGGGGCCAUCUGAGUCCCAGACAGAUGAUACCACACCAACUGAAAAGUCUCGCAAUGAUGACAAGCCCAAGAUUAAGAAGGGAAAGUCAGACCUGAGGCUGCAGGGCAUCAAGGACUUUCUUCAGGACAGGAAAGGCAAGAAGCCGGAAACUACUUCGCCCACGCUCUCCACAAGUAGCCUUGCAAAACUCAAGAGCCUCGCCUCCUUCAAGAGCCAGAGCCGGGAUGAGCCCACACCAACCUCUGACUCCAGCGACACCCCAGCCCACGUCCACAAGAAGGCCAAGGGCAAAAGCCAGGAGGCAACUUCUGCACCACCGAAAAUCCCCUCUUCCUCCUCUGGUGCAGGGGCCAGCACCAGCAAGGCCCGAGAGGAGGAGUCUAAAGAGGAAGUGGGCGGGGAUAAGGAACCAGCCACCUCCACUAACCUGUUUGAGAAGUUCCUGCUGAACUGUGAGGCCAAGGACCGCGUUCCCCGCAAACAGAUGGUCCACCAGCCCACCCCUGCAGAGAACACUAAACCACUGAAGCUCAUAGGGAAAGUUGAGAAAAGGACCAAGCCGACAAAGGAGUCACCUGCUCGGAAGCCAGAGCCAGACAAGACCAAACAUAAAGACGCAUUUCGGCCCAGUCAGAGCCCCGCUGCUGUGGAGACUAGUGACAAGGCGGAGGCAGAGGAUGAACCCGCCCAGAAGUCAAAGUUUGGUGGAGAUGAACGGAGGGAAGAGGCUCAACGCUUGGAGAGGAGGACCCAAGACGAUGACAGAAGGAGGAGGAGGAGGGAAGACAGCGAGCCACGCCUCUUCAUUGCCUGCGACGACAAUCAAGACGCCUUGGAGAGCGCCGACAAGUCUGACAAAGGACAAGCCUCUCUUAACCUUGGAAUGGACCUCAACUUGGACUGGAUGACACUGGAGGACUUUCAGAAACAUUUGAACGGAGAGGAUGAGAUUCUCUCUGCUCCAACGCUAUCUCCCAGUGAGCUGCGGGAUGCAGUGAAAAGCGGGGAUUACAUGUCUGUGAAACUUGCACUCAAUUCCAAAGAGGAUUACAAUCUAGACCAGGAGGCAUGCACUGUUGAACAGAAGAGUUUAAGUGGCAAAGAGAAGCAUUUAAAUGAGGAAAAGAAGAAUUUAAGUGAUAAUGAAGAGAGGCCUUUAUGUGCAGCAGAUAAUCCUCACCGCAGAGGAAAUCCUCACCGUGAGAGGAAUCCUCUAUACAAAGGGAAUCAUUUACACAAGCAAGAGAAUCCUUCACACAAUGAAGAGAAUCCUUCACACAAUGAAGAGAAUCCUUCACACAAUGAAGAGAAUCCUUCAUGCAAUGAAGAGAAUACUUCAUGUGAUGUGGUGCAGACUUUAUGUGACAUGGAGAGAGCUUUAUGUGACAUAAAGAAUUGUGCUGAAGAGAGCAGUUCAAGUGACGACGAGAACAGUUCAGGUGAUGAGGUAGAAGGACACAGACUGGAUUCAAAUGUCCCAAGUGGGUUAGAUCCUCUUCCAUCUAAAGCAGAAAGCUCCUGCGAUAAUAAUGUAUCUGAGCAGUCCCUUCAAAAAACCUCACAAGCUAAAAAACCUUGCCGCAAAAAAUGUGCGCCACGGAAAGGUACAAGGUCAAACUUACGUUCUAGCACAAAAAUGACAGUCAGCACAUGUAGUAUGACAGAUGAUGGUAAAAGAAAAUGGGACAAAAAGUACUUCUGCCUGUAUUGCAAUGAACCACACCACAAAAUUGCAAGACAUUUAGAAAGGAUGCAUGCAGAAGAAGCAGCUGUCGCUCAUGCUAUCAGCUUCCCCAAACUCUCCAAAAUCAGGUCUCUUUUGCUUGACCAACUCCGUAACAAAGGCAACUAUCUACACAACUUGGAAGUUCUUCAAAGUGGAGAUGGAGAAAUUGUCACAAAGAAAAGACCCUCUUACAAUGGUGUUUCUGUGCGUGACUACCUGCCCUGCCAACACUGCUUAGCUUUUUUCAACAAAAUUGAUUUAUGGAAGCAUGAGGGCUCAUGUAAAGCCAGAAAAGGACAAGAUGAAAAGAGGGGAGGAAAAAGAGUGCGGGUCCAAGCUGCAUCCUCUCGACUUCUUCCACUGCCUGUCUACUCUACUGGAGGGUGUGAAGAAAUAAUACACAAUAUGAAUCAAGAUGACAUUCAAUGCCAUAUCAAAAAUGAUCCCCUGAUAUGUAAAUAUGGCAAUGCACUAUCUGCAAAGCAUGGCCAUGCCAAGUCACAGUUUACUUAUAUUAGUUCAAAAAUGAGGGAAUUGGCUAGAUUUGUACUUACUGUAAAUGAGAUGGACUGUGGUGUCCAAUAUCUGCAUGAAGUAUGUGUACCAUCCAAAUUUAAAUUGGCCGUUCAUGCUGCCAGGAAAAUGAGUGGUCAUGACCCUACCUCUGACAGGUACAAGACCCCAUCUCUUGCUUUAAAGAUUGGCUAUUCCUUGAAAAGAGCUACUGAAAUAGCUUUUGGGGAGAGUCGUAUGACAGAGGACCGUGAGGCAGAGGCACAAGCCAAAAGGUUCAUUGAGCUGCUUGAAAACGAUUGGAAUAACUGUUUUUCCGGUUUGUCCCUCAGCGCUGUGCCUCAGUGUGAUGAAGUUGAUGUGUCUUCACUAACUGAGGAUUUGAUUAAACUUCAGAAGUUUCUCAAGGUUGCAGAGGACACAGCAAAGAGAGAAUUGCUCGAGAGCCCCACCAACGCUGUCUGGAAAAAGCUCAAUGAAACUCUUCUUGCCGAAAUAGCUCUCUUCAACAGAAAAAGGACAGGAGAGGUUGCGAAAAUGCUGUUGGAAACAUACACAAACAGAAAGAAAUCUCCAGCUAGUGCAGACAUUUUCAAUAGCCUCUCAAGGCUGGAACAGGAGCUUGGUGACGAAAAAUUAACCAGGGUGGAAAUAGAAGGCAAAAAUGGUAGAACAAUGCCGGUCCUACUAACGGCGAGGAUGAUCUCAUCUCUUGAGAUCCUAAUUGCAAACCGAGACAAAGUUGGUGUGUCAAAGGACAACCCUUAUGUCUUUGCACGGAGCCCAGAUGCAGCAAGCUACGUCAGAGGGUCUGACUGUUUGAGGAAAUUUGCACGUGCGUGUAAUGCAAAGAAUCCUGAAAGUCUGAUCCAUGCUACAGUGAGGAAAGAGGUUGCUAUCCAUUGCCAAAUUCUGAACUUAAAUGAAAGUGAAUUGGAUCAGGUGGCAAAAUUAUUGGGACAUGACACCCAGGUCCACAAAGAGUACUACAGACUGUCUGAAAACGCAGCACAUCUAGCAGAAAUCAGCAAAUUGCUGCUUGCAAUGGAUCAGCUUCCAGUGGUAAUUCCAGGACCAUCUGAGGAAAGGAUUGUUUCACCUACAUAUGGGACAUAUCCAGCAGGGACAGAUUCUGCAAGGACAUAUCCUUCUGGCACAUAUCCCACUGGGUCAUCAUAUCCUACAGGGACAUAUUCAGCGAAGUCAUAUACUGUAGGGUCACAGCCUUUAAGGUCAUAUCAUGCUGGGACAUAUCCUUCGAAGUCAUAUCCUUCAGGAUCACAUUCUCCGAGGUCAUAUUCUGCAGGGACAGAUUCUGCAAGGGCAUAUCCUACCGGGAUAAAUCCUGCAAGUUCAUAUCCUACUGUGACACAUCCUGCAGAGACCUAUCGAGUAGCUUCAUAUGCUUCAGGGACAUACCUAGCAGAGACGCAUGAUGCAAGGUCAUGUACUGAAAAAACACAACUUGCAAAUGCAUGUCCUGCAAGUCCUUAUGACCUCUCAUCUCCUGCUAGAUCAUUUUCUUCAGGGAUGAAUCCUGUGAGGUCAUAUCCUGCUGGAACAUACACUGCGCAGACACUACCAGCUCAAACACUUCCAGCACGUACAGUUAUUAUACCAACACUUCAUGCACAGACACUUCCUGCCCAGACGCUUCCAACACAGACACUUCCUGUCGGGGCAGUGCCUGCGGAUGCAGGUUCUGUGGGGACAGGUAAGUCGGGCACAGUGUGGAAACAGAGGAUGUGGAGUGAUGCAGCUAAGGCUGCAGUGAACCGUCAGAUGGGACACUUUAUCUCAAUGAUGGAGGUUCCAGGUAAACGGGACUGUGAAGUUUGCCUGCACAAUGAACCAGCACUAAGAGACAGGACAUGGAGGGACAUCAAAAACUACGUGCACAACACAGUAAAAUCUAUAAAACGAAAGAAUGGCCUUACAAGAGUGGACCCCACAAAACAGACAAAGAAAGGAUUGGCAAAGAAAGAAAAAGAAACAAUAGAGGCUAAGAGUGCUAAGGACUGGGUUGGUGGAACAAUGGCAGUACCUGAACAGGGUCAAGAGGAGGGUCUAGAGGCAGGUCCUGUGGCAACACCAAGGAAACAGAAGAUAUGGAGUAAUGAGGCUCAGGCUGCGGUCAGGCGGCAGCUAGGAGACUUCACUAAACUGAUGAAGAUUCCAGGUAAAAAGGAAUGUGAUGCAUGUCUUGCAGCUGAACCAGCUCUGCAAGGCAGGACAUGGAAAGAUGUAAAAAACUAUGUGCAUAACACAUUAAAGACUAUGUGCAGGAGGCAUAGUUCAGGCAAACAAAACAUGGACCAUGAGAAACCAAGUCCAUAUACACAGAAUCCAGGGGUGCAACAGAAUCCAGGGGUGCAUCAGAAAUCAGGGGUGCCGUUGGGACUUCCAGAAGAGCCUCCUGUUUAUCUGUCCUUGUGAUUACCUUGAACUAGAACCUCCCAGGGUUCAAGGUAAGCAAGGAUGGAGAAAGGAGAAAAGGAUUGCUUUUGAUUUAAUCUGACCAUCCUGGCUCACUCUGAUCUCACUUUAUGACAUAAAGCAAGAAUUAAGUAGAAUUUGAACCAUACCACUACCUACUUUAUUCAUUGAAGUAUCUGUAGCAACUACAUAGUGACAUUAUGCAUGAACUUGUUUAGUCGAUAAGGGAAUUUUCAGAACUUCUUUUGAAUUGUAAAAUGUCCUUGGCACAGUGUAUUAUGUGGCGCCAAAACUCAGUCCUUUGGUAAAGGUCUCACAUUUGCAACCAUGGCGAGAGGAGGCAAGUAAAGAUGGACUCAAACUAAAAAAGGUAUAUUUAACAAUUCCAAUGAUCCUUUUAUAUAAAACCUGUCAAACUGAAUCUUCUGGGUCAGCAACAGCAACAAGGCUCAUGGACGCACUUUCGGAAUCCAAACGCACCCCAUGUUUCCGUAAGACCCAUGUUCCAUAAAAAUGCCCAAGAUAACUGACUGAAAUAUAUGCUCCACAUGCAUAGAUAACAUGUACCAAGUACAGUGAAUGUUUUGUUUUCUUCAUAGAGGAAAAAAGUAGUGCAAACCUAGACAGUUAAUCUGAUGACCAUACUUUUUUGAUCACAUUACUGUUAUCCGUUACUUUCAUCAAAUGGAUCUGGAUCCAGAUGUAUAAAAUAUUUUAUGUGUAUUCUUGCCUGUACUGUUGUAUGUGUAGCUAAUUUAUAUGUGUAGGUUAGGUUUUGAGUUAAAGCAACUGACCAGCAUACCUGGGAAUUUAGCAGGUUAUUUUUAGUAGAUGUGUGGUAUGAACGGGUUUCAUGGCUCCAGACUGACCAUUUAGUCGCAUUUUGCAACCAUUUGACUUGGCUGUGCAAGAAAAAAAACAUGAUCGCAUCGGUGCGAGCUGCACAUUCUACAUUGUCACCUCACUCAAAGCUUCCUAUUUUUUGGGGCAGCUAAAACCAUGAUUUGGUCAAACCGUAAAGCGCAAUAUCCUCAUGAUUCCUGUAAUGUAAACGUCUGUCCCUCUGCCUAUUUCACUGGGGACUGCUGAUGUGAUGAGCAAACCGCUCUCCUCUCUGGGAGAAAAAUAUUGUUUCUCAUUGUAUAACAUUUCGAAAUGCAAUUGCGAUAAAAACACAGCAUUGGAAGCAACUACUGUAGUCCCUGUCUGUAGGUAUCAUUUUUAUUUCUCAAUAUUGAGCUCUGGAGCAACUAUUUUACAAACAAGCGAUUUGAUAUGGUUUUGUGAUACGGAGCGGUGCACAAAAUGAACAUUGGUUUUUGAGCUUUUUUAUUUGAUUUAACUGGACAAGUCAGUUAAUAACGAACAAAUUCUUAUUUACAAUGACGGCCUACCCCGGACGCUGCUGGGCCAAUUGUGCGCCGCCCAAUGGACUCCCAAUCACGGCCGGAUGUGAUACAGCCUGGAUUCGAACCAGGGUGUCUGUAGUGACACCUCUAGCACUGAGAUGCAGUGCCUUAGACCGCUGCGCCACUCGGGAGCCCAGUAUUCAGACACCUUGACUUUUUCCCCCAUUUUGUUACAUUACAACCUUUUUCUAAAGUGGAUGAAAUUAAAAAUGUUCCUCAUAAAUAUACGUACAAUACCCCAUAAUGACAAAGCAAAAACUGUUUUUUAGGAAUGUUUUUAAAUGGAAGGGAAAAAAACAGGAAUACCUUAUUUACGUAACUCGAAAUUGAGCUCAGGUGCAUCCUGUUUCCAUUGAUCAUCCUUGAUGUUUCUACAACUUUAUUGGAGUCCACCUGUGGUAAAUUCAAUUGAUUGGACAUGAUUUGGAAAGGCACACACCUGUCUAUAUAAGCUCCUACAGUUGAAACGUCAUGUUGGAGUGUUGCCUUUCCAAAUCGUGUUCUUGGGGACCUUCAAUGCUUGCAGACAUUUUUUUGGUACCCUUCCCCAGAUCUGUGCCCCGACACAAUCCUAUCUCGGAGCUCUACAGACAAUUCCUUCGGCCUCUUGGUUUUUGCUCUGACAUGCACUGUCAACUGUUGUAGAAACAUAUUGAGGAUGAUCAAUGGAAACAGGAUGCACCUGUGCUCAAUUUCAUGUCUCAUAGCAAAGGGUCUGAAUACUUACGUAAAUAAGGUAUUUCUGUUUUUUUAUUUUUAAUACAUUUACUAACAUUUCUAAAAAUCUGUUUCCACAAUUUUCACUAUGGAGUAUUGUGUAUUGAUGAGUAAAAAUAUAUAUAUUUAAUCCAUUUUAAAAUAAGGCUGUAACGUAACAAAAUAUGGAAAAAGUCAAGGGCCCUGAGUACUUUCCAAAUGGACUGUAUAUCUUGAAUAGCAUCUCUGUAGUCUAUUACACGUCUUAAUAAAACACUAUGACUGACUUUAUAAAAUGCAUUUUUUGGGGGGGUGAGACCAAAUUAUGGGUUGGUGCCACCAACUGAAAAAGUUAGUGCCACCAGUUGACAAAUGUUAGUCUGGAGCCCGGGGUUUACGUUCUACAUUUGUGCCCAGCUAAGAGUAUGGUUUGAGCUGCUUAAAAUCCACCAAAUACAUUACGAAUGUUUCUUUGGCUGUUCUUGAAUUAGUAUCUUCAGAUGAAGACCCAGACCACCAGCUCCUUUUGAAAAUGUUUAAGUAUUAUAAAUGAGUUAUAAAUACAUGGCACAUACACUAUCCACAUUCAAUUGCUUUUGAAGCAUGGUUGAGUUUAUCAUGGAUAUUUUACUCGUCAUUAACGUUAGCUAGUAUUCCUAGCUACCGAUAUGUAUCAGUAGUUAUUUUUAUAUGUACUGAACAAAUUUGAAACAAUUUCAAAUAUUUCUCAGAGUUAUAGUUCAUAAAAGGAAAUCAUUCUAUUGAAGUAAAUUCAUUUGGCCCUUAUCUAUGGAUUUCACAUGACUGGGAAUACAGAUCUGCAUCUGUUGGUCACAGAUACCUUAAAGAAAAGUAGGGGCGUGGAUCAGAAAACCAGUCAGUAUAUGGUUUGACCACCAUGUGCCUCAUGCAGCAUGACACAUCUCCUUCCCUAAAGUUGAUCAGGCUGUUGAUUAUGGUCUGUGGAAUGUGUCCAACUCCUCUUCAAUGACUGUACGAAGUUGCUGUAUAUUGGCGGGAAUUGGAACACGCCUUCGUACACGUCAAUCCAGAGCAUCCCAAACAGGCUCAAUUGGAGACAUGUCUGAGUAUGCAGGCCAUGGAGGUACUGGGACAUUUUUAGCUUCCAGGAAUUGUGUACAGAACCUUGCGACAUGGGGCCGUUCAUUAUCAUGCUGAGACCUGAGCUUAUGGCAGCGGAUGAAUAGCACGACAAUGUCCCUCAGGAUCUCGUCAGGAUCUUCACAACAUUGACAUCAGCAAACCGAUCGCGCACAUGACGCCAUACACGUGGUUUGCGGUUGUGAGGCCGGUUUGAUGUACUGUCAAAUUCUCUAAAAUGACAAUGGAUUUGGCUUAUGGUAGAGAAAUGUAUUUUUAAUUAUCUGUCAACAGCUCUGGUGGACAUUCCUGCAGUCAACAUACCAAUUGCACGCUCCCUCAACUUAAUCUGUGACAUUGUGUUGUGAAACAAAACUCUACAUUUUAGUGGCCUUUUAUUGUCCCCAGCACAAGGUGCACCUGUGUAAUGAUCAUGCUAUUUAAUCAGAUUCUUGAUAUGCCACACCUGUCAGCUGCAUGGAUUAUCAUGGCAAAGGAGAAAUGCUCACUAACAGGGAUUUAAACAAAUUGGUGCACAAUAUUGGAGAGAAAUAAGCUUUUUGAGCGUAUUGAACAUUUCAGGGUUCUUUUAUUUCAACUCUUGAAACAUGGGACCAACAACUUCAUGUUUAUAUUUUUGUUCAGUUUAUAUUUUUUCCAACGAUUCAGUUUUAUCAGUAAUUUCAAUCUUCCUUGUUUUUGUUUAUAUUUGCAUCUAGAUGUUAUUUAUUCAGUGUCAGUGACGUAUCCUAGCAAAGGGCCUAGUUAUGACUGCAUCCAGAUUGUCCACCCUUUUCCCAAAGUGACUGGAAGUGUGCAGAUAAAGUCUUUGAAAGAAGUGUGGAGAAUCCGGAUGCAGCGUGAGUGAUGGCUAAUUGGUUUGGCAAGGACGGGUAGACUUUUCAAUGGUCAUCCCUUUUUGUGGAGGCUCUAACAUGGUUCCUAAACCAAAGUCUUGUUUACAGUCACUAGUAACUUUACUGUAAUGUUCACUAAAGUUUUUAGUUGAUUUUUCAUCCAAUUUGAGGCAGUUUUCGGUUCUUCAAUCCACUCAGUUACAAUUGAUAAUGUACUUUGUGGAUUGGAAACGGUUCAUUCAUUCUGCAUGUGGAAUUGGUUUCAGAGAAUCACACAACCUAUUCCUCUUGUACUAAAUUUGAUGUGGUUUAUUAGGCUUUAGCUGUCCAUCUACUUGUUUUAUUACUUGUCAAACGAUAAACCUUUCAACAUUUUAUAUUAAUGUUGCUAUUAUUCACUACUGUCUUAACCAUAUUGAUUUCACAGCAGUUUUAAGUUCCUCAACACUAAUUUAAACAGACUAAGUUGUAUAGGGUUUGAUAGCUGUUGCUUCUCUUAUUUAAUCCACUUGACUACUAUUAUUAUUAUAUUAUUUCAUUUACUAUUGAAAGUGCUUCUAAUUGGACCAAGGUUCAUGGAAGAAUCAUGUAAAUAAAUAGCUUAGUUUAGUUAUCAGUUCAUGUUAUAACUGAAACAGCUCUGUUAGGUGUUAACUGAAAAAUAAUCAGGGGUUUCAACCACACCCCACUAUUUACUGUCUAAAGAUGUUUAAAUCGUUUUUUUUUCACUAACAUGUAUUUGUUAUCAAGCUGCCUUUCGUUACCCCCUGGUGCUAAUUGUGUGUAAUCUAAGAUACUAUAUUUGCUUGGUUAAUAAAUUGUUACUUGACGUAAA
Oncorhynchus kisutch (coho salmon) is the source of this 10552-nucleotide messenger RNA. Its product is annotated as M-phase phosphoprotein 8-like. The coding region runs from base 270 to 5654 and encodes 1794 amino acids. The record is from RefSeq and is a predicted model, not a curated record. The transcript is spliced from 9 exons. Gene Ontology annotation, molecular function: protein binding. Lineage: Eukaryota; Metazoa; Chordata; Actinopteri; Salmoniformes; Salmonidae.